CAGCUCACUGCCCAAACAGAAGAAACCUCGCACGGGGUUUAAGAGCAGAGGUAGGAAAAAUAGAAGUUCAAACCUUUUCCCCUUUCCGCCGGCGACUCCAAUCAUGGAGACGAUGAGGCUCCGAUUAACAUUCGACAAAGCUCUAUCAGACUCCCUUGAGAAGACAGAUGGAUUGAAACGUUUCUGGGUUCUCCUAAAACCUCAGCACAAAACCAUCUCCGAUCUCUCUCAUUACCUUCUCGACGCUUUCGACCUCCACAAUGCAUGCCCCGACGGCCUUCUCCUCUCGAUGGAAGGGUUCUUUCUACCGCCAUUCGAGUCUACUAGUGUGUUGAAGGACAGAGAUAUUGUCAGGGUUAAGAGGAAAAGUGGCGAGAUUAUUAAGUUGGCUCAUAAUGGGCAAGAAAGGGCUGAUUUGGGAAUGUUGGAAUUUGUGGGUCAUCGGCCUUUAGCUGUUGCUGUAGCUCCAAUGAAGCUUCUGGCGAAUGAAGAAUUUGAGAAGGAAACUGGUGGCUAUGAGAGUGAUGAACCAGAAGAGGAGGACGAAGCUGAGCUGGAGGAUAUAUUGCAUGUGGAGGAAAAAACCCCAGAAAUGAAGAAGGUUUCGAAGAAGAGGAAGGCCUCCGAGGAACCCGGGAGCUCGAAGAAGAAGAAGAGGAAGAAGAAAUCUUCUAGUACUGAGAAAUGUGGAGAUGUUAUUGAUGAUUCUGAAAACAAUAUCGAUGCUCGAAAGGACACAAAAUCCUAUGUUGCUGCUGAUAAGAAGAAGGUUAAGAAAGAUCGUAAGGCGAGUGAUGGCACUCCAAAUGCCAAGAAAUCAAGUGAGCCUAAAGGUUGCUGUUCUGAUCAUGUCGAUGCCUCGUGUCCACCUUCUGAAACUAAAAAGCUCCCAAGUAGAAGUGCUCGACGUAAGAAGGCCAAGAGACAAUGGUUGAGGGAGAUAAGAAGAGCUGAAAAGAAAGAAGAAGAGGAGAAGCAAUUGUCUUCAAAACCUAACCAGAAAGCUAGUCAAAAGAAGAAGCACAAAGCAAUUGAGGAACCAGCUGACAAACAAAAGCACUCUUUGGUGGAAGAACUUCCUAACAAGGGUGAUAGCACAAAUGUUCAAGCGGAAAAUCAACAAUCAGGUCAAGUUGGUGAUAAAGAUGAUGAGGUUGUACCAGUAGUGAUAAGACCAGGACAUAUUCGUUUUGAGCCACUGCAGAAAGGUAGUGCUGAUCAGUCUGUCCAACAAAAUCAAACUCUGCUAGUAGGUUCCUUUCUGGACAUUGUCAUUUCUGUAGAAACCUCUCAGUGGAAUGGGAUGAGCAAAAAGAAAGGUCAAAAAUGGGGUUCACAGAAAAGUACGUCAUGGCAAUGGAAUGAUAAUGGAAAAUCCAGUCAUAAACCUUCUGAAACAUGGAAGGAUAACACAAAUUCCAGCCACAAACCUUCCGAAACAUGGAAUCACGAUGCCAAUUCCAGCCACAAACCUUCUGAAACACGACCAGUCGAAAAAGAACCAGCUCCCUUUUACAAUCAGAUCGACUUUGAUAAGCUUUCAGCUUAUGCACACUCGCCCAAGGAAGGGGACAUUAUUGCUUAUCGGCUCAUUCAGCUAUCGUCAUCCUGGACUCCAGAGCUUUCAACAUACUUGGUAGGGAGGAUAUCGAAGUUCAACCCUCAAACCAACAAGAUCAAGCUGGUCCCAGUUCCGAAUUAUCCUUUGAUCCCUGAUAACAAAUUACAGGAUGAAGAAUCCGAGGUGCUUCCAGAAACUUGUUCUUUGCAAGAAGAUGGAUCUCUAGUGAUGGAUUUUACUUCAAUUCUGGAAGUCCGCGCUGUGAACCCUAGCAGCACUGACUCAGCAAAGGCCACUCUUGUCAAUGAGGCCUCUCCAAAUAAAGUUCAAUGUACACCAGAAAAUGGCACGAAAAAUCAUACUUCUAGUCAAGAACAAAGAGAAGCAACGAAGAAUCCGUGGGAUGAGAUCAGCCAAGCCUUGAGUGCAAAGAAAGCAGAAUUGUCACAGGAGGAUAAUAACUGGACAGUAACAGAGAGCUCGGGCAGAAACCAAUGGAGUUUCAAGGCGUUGAGAGGCAGUGCUCUAGGUCCGACUAUGGCUCUAUUAAGAUCUCAGAAUGGAAUAUGAAGCAAUAUAGUUUGUCUGCGAAAUGGGAAAUGGACAAGAACUCAUCUUUUGUAAAGCCCCUACCUAAAGCCAACUUAGAUCUGCUCCAAAAUUUUGUUGCUGUUUUGUGCCGUUCAUGGCAAAGGUCACAUCUAUAGCUUGACAUAGCACUGUAAAAGUUAAGGAACAAGGGGGAAAUCGAAAAUCUUCUCUUGAUUUACUUUUAUUAGGUCGAAGUGUUUAUUACUCCUGCUAUGAUUCCAAGACCUGAACAACAAACUUGUAUUUCCCCUUUUCUGUACAUAGUUUCUUUCAAGGGAAAAAAAAGCUCUCUACAUUACAUAACCCGAGCAGGAAAAAAGGAUCAAUUCUGAACACAUUCUGGGUUGCCACCAAACUUCUUGGACUCCCAUUUCUUGCAAUUACUCUCAACAUUCUAACCGACUCAGUGCACAUGCUGAGAAGAAGCUCCAUAACCUGAAGAUGAACAUUAUCCAUGGCAAUGACAAAGCUAGAUCACAACUGGGUUAAUAUCAACUCUGCCAUCUUCCUCUCUAUCAGAAAUGUCACGUUCCGUGCCAUUGGUCAUAUCAACAUCAACCAUUUCAUCAUUCUCCCCAUGACCAUCCUUCAUCACAUCAUCAUCCAAUUCGGGCUGCUGCAGAAUUUUCCCACAACUUACUAUGCGUAGCGGAGGGUUACUCCCUCCUCGCUCUGCUAUAGAUGGUGAAGUAUCUUCCUUGUACGAGUCGUGACUCUUUUCAAGAUCAACAGGAAACACCUUUGUAGGCGAGUUAAGAACUUCUAAACCAGAAGGUGAAGGCUGCUGGGAUGAUAAGUCAGACCAGUUGGAAGAUGAGGGCGAAAAGGUUAACGAACUUGACGAAUAAUCAGAUGCCGAAGGUGAUGUUGUAGCAGGAGACUUGUAGCCGAGUUUCUGUGCUGCGUCCGGAGAGCAAGAGAAAUAAGAAUCAGAUGAAGCACAAGGAGACGGUGAAGACAAUGUGUCCUUACAUGGGAUCUCUUUUUCCUCCACAUCUUCUUCACCUUCAUGCAUUACUGAAUCUUCAUCUAUUUUGGAUGGACUGAGGAACUCCUUUAUGAUACCACUAGCAAACUUCGUUCUAAGCCUCCCCCACCCAUUCUCUCUUGCAGGAAGGUGGGUCUCGACUUCAGCAUUUGAUACAGAACAAUGUGGCACCACUCCCCCAUGAAUCGCCUUAUGAAAGACCUCAAAUUCUGAAUCAUACUCAUCAACUUUCCUUUCAUCACCACCACUACUACUGCAACUGCCAGCACCAUCAUCAGUAGUCCCAAGAGCAUCCCAAAACCCCUUCCCUUCUUCCCCUUCAUGAACACAAACAAAUGGACCUUUCGCCCUUUCGUAUCUAAUCAUCUGGUUUGCAGCUACCCUGGCAAGAUUCCACAUCACACUGCUACAUUUCUUCCCUAUCCAAACAAAUAUGGUACUAGGAACAUGGACAAUGAAAGCUCCACGAGAGUCUAGUCCUUUCAAACCUGGAUUGCUCAGCAUCUUGGGGACAAGGUGGAGAGGAUCAUAAGGUGAAUGAGGAGCCAUUCGAUACAUACGAAGGACCGAAUUAGGGCUAGCCGGAACAGCAUGAACACGCUUCUGGCACUGAAGAAGCUGGCAAGCGAAACCCAUGUUGGGAUUAGUAACACCUCGAGCUGCUUUGACAUACUGAAAAGCAUCCUCAAAGCUCUGGCUUUCUCUCCACAUGAGGUAAGCUAUGACCAGAGAGGUGGAUCUCGAGACACCCUGGCAACAAUGGACCAAAACUUUCCCACUUUCCUCCCUCACAUCUUCAAAGUAAUCGAACACGUCGUAGAGAAUACUGGUGAUGUCUUCGGAAGGGGAAUCCUUCAGCCAGAGGGUUUUAUAAACGAGGUCAUUUUUGAAGUACUCAGGGCAGACGAAUCCUACACAGUUGAGAACGUGGGUGAUUCCGUUCUGCCGGAGAACCUCCCGGUUCUUGGCGACUGCGUCGCUUCCGAGGUAAAUGUGAUCGGCGAUUCUGGAGCAUUCUUUGUCGAAGAAGGCCAAUUUUUCUCUCUUGAACUGGAAUUCUCUGUGAGGCUGGUGAGGAUUGGUGUUGUUAGACGCCGGCUGAGGAGUCAAUGGGAAGCCGCCGCCGGCGGUUCUGGGAGUUUGCGGGUUAGGCCAGAUUCCCAAAUCGUCGGACCCGGCCCCAGGCCAUUCCUCCGCAGGAGCUCUGGUUAUGGAUAAAGGCUGCAGCGGCGGGAGACAUGACCUCGCCUUGCUGUGAUUCGAGGGCUGACGAGGUCUAGGGUUGUUGAUCGGCCUGCGCGGCGAAUUGUCGCUCCAGGAAACAGACCGGAGAUAGUUUUUCCGGGCGGCGGCAGGAGGGAGUGGGUUAUUAGUUUCCUCCUGGCCUAACAUUUCAGAGAAACGGGAUAAAAGAGAGAAAAGAAAAGGAAUUUGGGUGGUGGGUUAACAAUGGAAUUCUAUGGAAAGGGAAUGGAACCCAUGAAAGGAUACUUGUAUGAAAGGGGAAGAAGUCGGCAUUCUUGUUAACACUGACAAAAAACACAGUCAAUAAUGAAAACUCCUAAUACCUCCUUUUCCUUUUUAUCUUUCACCUAAACCCUCUCACUGGACUUGCAACGAACGACAAACCCAAACAUUAACGCUCUGUUUCUCUCUCUAUCUGGCACUAAGUUUCGUUUUCUCGGUCUAAAAGGGGAAAGGGAGUGGAAGAUUCAAAGCGACCUGGUAAGAGCUGGAAAUGGCGGAGUUAUAGCAAGAUUCAAAAGGAAAGAGGCCCAAAAAGGGAAUAAUAUUAAGAAAACAGGGGCGAGAGGAAGGGGAAGAAGACGAUGAAAGGGGCGCGGAGCGAGUUGUGAUCGACUCGGUGGGUCAAGUGGCAAAAAGAUUGGAUUGGUUGAAUUUUCCCAGAAGAGAAAAGAGACAAGAUUAUGGGACGGAGGGAGGGAUGAAAGGGAAAGAAGAAGAAUUGGUCAAACUGCCACGUC
Messenger RNA from Linum tenue, 5125 nucleotides. Lineage: Eukaryota; Viridiplantae; Streptophyta; Magnoliopsida; Malpighiales; Linaceae. The record is from the annotation of a GenBank genome assembly.